Fundulus heteroclitus (mummichog) is the source of this 1610-nucleotide messenger RNA. Its product is annotated as adhesion G-protein coupled receptor G4. Gene Ontology annotation, cellular component: membrane. Gene Ontology annotation, molecular function: G protein-coupled receptor activity. The record is from RefSeq and is a predicted model, not a curated record. The transcript has 8 exons. Gene Ontology annotation, biological process: adenylate cyclase-activating G protein-coupled receptor signaling pathway; cell surface receptor signaling pathway. Bases 64 to 1098 code for a protein of 344 amino acids. Lineage: Eukaryota; Metazoa; Chordata; Actinopteri; Cyprinodontiformes; Fundulidae.
GAAAGCAACAAUUUGGCGAAAGACUACGCUCUAACAGUUCACCUUCCUAAAGAAGCCAGUGAAAUGGCUGUAAAAAGAAAUGCAUCAUAUAUUGGAAUUCUGCUUUUUCCAGGAAUCCCUCAAAUUAGCGCAACUAGUUUCCUCUUUAACAAUCAAAUCGUGGGGAUUGAAAUGGGAGUCAACAUAUCCAACCUCUCAGAAACCAUCGACAUUAACUUCAAUAACGUGAAUAGGACUGGAUUCAGUGUUUCUUGCGUAUCAUGGGAUGGGAGAAGUAAACGUGAUGGCGCAGACAACUGGAUCACAGAUGGCUGCAAAACAAAAGAGGCUGAUGACAGCGUCAUAUGCCAAUGCUCUCACCUUACUUUUUUUGCUAUUCUCAUGACAUCAUCUGGAACUAGAAAUAUCAGCUCAUCUGAUUUGAAAACCCUGACCCAAAUCACAAAAGCCGGCUGUGGCAUGUCCUUGUUCUUCUUGGGUGUGGCUCUCUUCAUGCAUUUUCUCAUGAGGAAAACUAAAGCCAGCCAAGCUGUAAAUGUCCUGAUGAAUCUCUUCAUCGCCCUGUUCAUCCUGAACCUUUGCUUCUUGAUAAAUGAGUCAAUCGCUAACCUGAAGAUCUUUGCAGCAUGUGUGGCGAUAGCAGUGGCUCUGCACUACAGCAUGCUGGCCACAUUCACAUGGUUCUUCAUGCAGGCUUUGCACCUGUGCUGGAUCCCUGAUUAUUCAUGGCACUUAGGCGUGAACACUGGUUAUUAUGGCAUUGUGUUCCUCUUCACUUUAACUAUAUUCAUUGUAACUGUAGUGCAUAUCACUCAGUUUGCAUCUAAAGCAAAGAACAAAAUCUCAACCAAGAAAAGGGUUUUCUCUCUCCUGGGGCUUUUCAGUCUUCUGGGCAUCACCUGGGGGUUUGCUUUUUUUAGCUAUGGCCCUCUGCUCCUUCCUUCCUACUACAUCUUCACCAUCCUCAACUCCUUUCAAGGAUUCUUCCUGUUCGUUUACUACUACUUCUCCAGCAGGAUCAAUCCAGAGGACAAAAAUCAACUCGAGAGAAGCAGCCAUACCACAGAGCAUGUGUAUAUCACAUCUCCUUAUGCAUAAGGUCCUAAUUUCUCCAUUUUUAGUUUCUCCCACUACUGUGGAUAUGCAAGAUAUGGAAAUGUGAGUUAUGGUAAAACUGAAAACUAAUACCAGAAAUGUUCUAAUUAAGGGCUUUUGGCUUUCAAUCAGAACAAGUUGUAGGCGUUGUUUGGAUUCCAAAAAUAAAUAAACUAAAAGUACGCUCUAAUUCACCCGUUUUGUCACGGUGUUUGGCAAGAACAGUCCUGCUUUUGCCUACCCGCGGGACCCGGAAGUAGCGUGAACGUCACGCGUGAACUACCCUCUACUUGCAUAAAAAUCCCUACCAAUGAGUUUUAGUUUAAGAGCGAUUUAGAUAGCUGCUGAGAGCAACUCUGAGUAAGGAAAUAAUGGACAUUUUGACCUUAGUGAAGAGGUGUGGUUGACCCAAUUGCAAGGUGUGACUCCUUUUUUAACUCUGUCUUUUAAGAGCUGUGAUUGGUGGAUCCAAGAAAAAAAAACACAAAUGCGCUCUCAGUAUUUAAAGAAGAGAA